This is a messenger RNA of Botrytis cinerea B05.10, 2268 nucleotides long. RefSeq lists its product as hypothetical. Lineage: Eukaryota; Fungi; Ascomycota; Leotiomycetes; Helotiales; Sclerotiniaceae. The record is from RefSeq and is a predicted model, not a curated record. Bases 425 to 1939 code for a protein of 504 amino acids. The transcript has 2 exons.
GAAUCAUUCGAAGUAACUGUACGAGAACUCUUCAACAACCAAAAGGUUCACUUUUAUGCCACAGUCACUCACGAACUUCCCUGUGAGUUCUUUUUCUUGGGCACGACUUCAUUCUACCCCUUUCAUUUCCUUUGCUUUGUUCAUAAGUGUGAGCUUUGUGAGUAGCCUCUAAAGAUCACUAUCAUCAACAGUCAUCCAAUGUACUUUCACAUCAAUUAUCGGCGUUAAUCACGAGUUAAUGCGUGUGUGUAUACUCAUUUGUUUGAGGGACACUACUGUGUUUAGAAUUACAAUUUGUGUCUCAGGAAACAACAUUGUUUCGUGUCUGUUUGCACAAUUUGAACUAAACGCUGGGAAUGCAAAGUUUAGACCGAUGCUAAUACCAUUAUUUCAUAAGUCACUAAAAUCCUGAAUCCACCACAAAAUGAACGAUCGACCAAGGGAGGGAGGCCAAAUUGCAAAGUCGAUGACAAUGAGUGGAAAUACUCUCCAAAAUACUACGAGCGUCCCGCCUGCUGUCAAUCAACCUAAGCUUCAUUAUGCUACUUCCAGUUCUCGUAACAUGAAGUCUGUUGAUCUUUCCUCAGAUUCCGAUGACGAACCUGAAGAAGAUAAUGAAGUAGACAAUAGAUCUGCCAGAUUCGACACGACUGAGGAGGUGAUCACGGUUUCGAAUUCCCCUUAUCCGAAACGAAAUAUUGCUUCGGUCAACUAUGACGAAGGAAUUUGGCACAACAAAACACCCGAAAAUUUCCCAAAGCGACCUAAACCAACGUCCACGAAGUCAGUCUCAAAACUGCGUGGGAUUAUUGUUGGAACUUGGAAAGGCUCAGAGAAAUCCCCCGACCACAACAAACAAUGUGACGUAUAUGGCUUCAUCGAUGAGAUGAAAAGACUUCAGUUUAGGAAAUACGGAUCUUAUGGUAACCGGGUCAAACUCGACGAUAUCACCUUAAAUCCUUAUCUAAGUACAAAAAAACAUGAUGAAGUCAAACAAUAUGUUAUUUUCAAUUCAGAGAACCAAGAACAACCAGAUGGGGUUUCGCGAGAAUCUCAAGGCAAUGGCAUCGAAGCUUCUGCUAAAGUCAGUGAAAAUCAAUCAUCAUCUAAACCCGAAAUUCUCCUUGGCUUUUGGGCGGACUCAGACCAAAAGAAUGACAAAGACAAACACGCAGUAUUCGGCACUAUUGUCCUCAACAGCAAUCACAGAUUCAGAUUCAUGAUUCGAAAAUCUACUCGUGAUGGACGUGUUGUGUUAGGUAAUUUUCCACAAGGACCUGGAAACUAUCAGGUCCAAUACGAAAAGAUUGUGCUCGAGGAGCAUUUGUCUGGACUGAAGCGCUCGGAGGUUGAACAGUAUAUUCUCAUUCGACAGAAAGAGAUCCUGGAAGGUGGCAAUUGUGAUUCACGCAGUCAGCAACUCAACACAGUGAGAUUAGCCAAGGCUGCUGUAGCUUCAGAACACCCGCAAGGUGCAAAUCUCUCCGGCCAAUCCAUUUCCGAUCCCGAUCCCGAGCCGGAAAAAUAUCAAAGACAAAGAGAGAUAUCGGGAGGAAAGAUCGCAGAGAGACAGCAACCACCGCAUAUACACGGAGCAAAUGAAGAUUCUACCGACAACACUCUAGCAGAUCAAUCUGCCCCUCAUAGAAAGUCAUCGGCUGAGCAACAACUUGCAAAGUCGAUGAACAAAUUGAACAAGACAUGGGAAGCACAACAGGCAGCGAAGCCUCAACAGCCUGCCACCUCUACACAUCUAGAAGGCACUGCAAAUGGCAGCUCUUCUACCAAAGAUAACGUUAAAAUACACGAUGGAAUAACAUACACGAGAAGGCAGAAUGGUAUGUUGAAGGGGAUUCAUCUUGGGGCCCCUCGGAUUUUGAACAUAGAUGGAGAAGAUUAUGUCGAGUAUCGAGUGCUGACAAAGCCGAGUCCUUUCUAAAACAAGAUUAGUAACAAAAAAAUACUCUUCUAUACAUGAUCUGGGGCUGAAGGAUCUUGAAGCUGUCAAUGUUUUCAUCUACAUAUUCUGGAUUACUGUUUUCCUUGAAGUCAUCAUUUUUUGAGUAAAUUCUCUUUUCGUAUACGAUCUUUUGAUCCUAAAGACCUACAAAAAGUAUUUCUUUCUCGUCCUAGAACGUUUCUAGUUUCGUUCUUUUUUGAGUACAAUAAGGUCUUUCUUUGUUGUUCCUCUUUGUUGAAAAAUUAGUAUAGAAGUAUUGGUGUGGGAAUUAGAAUGAUUUCAAUAAAUCUUAUUAGUUUGAUUGAUCA